UUCCGAGAAGCUACAAGCUAGAAUCGAAACAGGUUCAUGUUUGUCUCUGAUACUGUCUUGCCUGCUGACGUUUUUGCAUGGAUGGUGAAAUAAUCUUUAAUUAAGAAGGAAUUUCGGCAGGUUUGUUUUUUAUAUCGUCAGGAUUUUGCAAUCUUUCAAUAAAUAACAGCAAAUAUGUUAUAUAGCUCCCAUCACAAAUUCAAAAAAAGGAAGCUUUUUGUAUUUUGAUUUCUGCAAUGGAAGUCGUUUCAGGGGCUAUUCUAGGAGUAGCAUUUCAGCAACUACAUGACUCGAUUGUUCGCGCAAAAGUCACAGCCUCUGCUUUCAAGUUUCAGCUACAAUUUCUUGAAAAUAAGGCUCAAAUACUAAUCCGAAAGUUCAAUGAAAUUAAAGAUUUAAAUUUGGAGAACAAGUUGCCUGCAGAGAUGAAGAAAUUACGGGAAUUGUUGGAGAAAGCCAAAGUUCUUGUUUCCAAAUGUUCUCAAGUCUCUUGGUGGAACUACGGCAAGAAGCGAAAGUUUGCAAAAAGGCUUGAAGAGCUUGAUGCCUCUUUCCAGGAGCUUUUGAAAGUGGAUUUUCAGGUUGCGCAGUUGAAAAAUAUAUUAGAAACUCUGCUUAAGGUGAUUGAGAUGAACAAAAAACUAGACAUUAUGGAUAAGAAACUGGACCUCGGUUCGAACCCAUCUGGACUUUCAACCAGGGAGAACUCUGAAAGUCCUGGAACUGCAAGUGCAAGAAAUAAAGGUGACUCUUCAAGAGUUAAAGUGCUUUUUGAGAAAAGAAGCGAAAAGGUUAUACAUAUUCGCUUCAACUAAAACGAAUCAGGAUGUUCGAUCUCUCACUCCAAGUUGCAGUCAAUGGAGCCAUUCGUUAAGAUAUAGAUUGUUUUAUUCCAUUCCGUCUGUUUUUUAUUGUUUGUUAUGAUUUAUCAUUCACUUUAAACGCAAAUUCGUAUCUUGAAUUAAGAGAAAUCGAGUUUAGAUCAGACUUUCUCUUAUAAGUUUGAACAUUGUAUCAAAUUUAUAUAUAACAAUCAUGAAUUUUGAU
This is a messenger RNA of Hevea brasiliensis (rubber tree), 1047 nucleotides long. RefSeq lists its product as uncharacterized. NCBI's taxonomy places the organism in Eukaryota, Viridiplantae, Streptophyta, Magnoliopsida, Malpighiales, Euphorbiaceae. The record is from RefSeq and is a predicted model, not a curated record. Gene Ontology annotation, biological process: defense response to fungus. The transcript has a single exon. The coding region runs from base 237 to 815 and encodes 192 amino acids.